Messenger RNA from Elephantulus edwardii (Cape elephant shrew), 1572 nucleotides. It is a transcript of the gene SAMD3, whose product is annotated as sterile alpha motif domain containing 3. The transcript is spliced from 12 exons. The record is from RefSeq and is a predicted model, not a curated record. Gene Ontology annotation, molecular function: protein binding. NCBI's taxonomy places the organism in Eukaryota, Metazoa, Chordata, Mammalia, Macroscelidea, Macroscelididae.
GAGCCAGCAAUGGAAUCUUGGUCAGUUGAUCAAGUCUGCAGUUGGUUGGUGGAGAAAAAUUUAGGAGAGCUAGUGCAUAGAUUUCAAGAGGAAGAAAUAAGUGGGGCCGCUCUUCUAGGACUUAAUGAUCGGAUGGUUCAGCAAUUGGUAAAGAAAAUUGGACACCAGGCUGUGCUCAUAGAUCUAAUAACAAAAUAUAAGCACAACAGGCAAGGGCUGAGGUCCCCUGAAAACGCUGCAGAGACAGCCCUGGUGAGGCAAAUAGAAGCAUCCCCAGAUUACCUGGAUGAAAAUUCCUCUGGUUCAGCUGGUCACUGGCAGCAGAUGCCCUCAGUGUAUCCAGCACAAUACCCUGACAAUGGAGUGGUUGAUCGAAGAGUCCUGAAACAGAGGAAGAAUGUGAAGCAUAUUCUAGGAAGGAAUAAAGCCUUGUCGUGGACUAAGGCCUAUGUUUUACCAGAGUUCCCCUAUGAUGUCAAGUGCAUGUUGGCGGAGCACAAGUGUCCUGACCACAGCAUGAGGAUAAGGAUGAUCGAGUUCCUCCAGGCAGAUAUGACGAAGUACCUGGAAGGCUCCCUGUAUCCCAGCACCCAGCAGUAUAACAGAGUGGUCAGCGCCCUACUGCAGGCCCACCCUUUCCUGGACGAAGAUGGCUGUGGCUUUAUUUUAUGGAAACGAGCCCUCAAAGAUCGAUUUAAAUAUGUUCGAAGACCCAUAGAAGAUGAUGAACAAGUGAUCAGAAAUAAGUGUAAAUUUGGACACCGAAAAGCCCAGGCGCGGAAAUCCUUUGCUGACCUGAGUUGUGAUGAAAUUCAUAUUGUCCAGAUAAAAGAAGAAGGCACUUGUGUAGAUUCUGAGGUAAAUGAACAUAUUAGCUGGUUCCAACAAGAAUAUGCAAAAACCGAUAGGAACUGGAUAGAAAUUGACAGCAGGAUGAAACAAACUCUGCAAUUUAGAAGAAAGUUAAUAGAUGGCAGAACACCUCUGAAGGACAUUCUUAAAUUGUUUCCCUUCUUAAAGUGCCCUCAUCAGAUGUUCAGAGAAUUCCAACUGCUCACAAGAACAGAUAUUUACAAGAAAACGAAGCACAUUUUGGAAUCCUAUUCAGAAAAUAUACUGAAUUCUUAUAUAGUAAUGUAUAAUCCAAUCAAUAUUGCUUUGCAAGAAAAACUGACACAGUACACAGAUGAAGAGAAGUUGAAACAUAUGAAGAUGACGGCCACAUGUUUACUCUUACCAGAUGUUUUUGGGGAUGAUCCCAGCCUUUUUGUUGUUGUGAAUGAGACGGUGGAGGCGUUGACACCUGUGUUAGAAGUUAAAAACCCCUUCGACAUUGAUGACUGUGAGUUUUCUUUGUAUGUAGAGAAAGAGGAGCUCACAAAGACGGCUGACUGUGUCACGGCCUUGGCUGCGCUCAUAGCUGCCUUUCAUGUGUUUGAGAUUAAGUGUCCACGAAAAUUGUGCAGAACCUUCCGCUUCCUAAAGACUCUGAUUUUUGACAGGCAUCUUCCCUAAUUUCCCUUUCUCACAGAAUGGGAUAAAAAAGGAUUUCUGCACCAGGUCAUUGAAUAG